Molecule: messenger RNA, 7649 nt
Organism: Phlebotomus argentipes
Lineage: Eukaryota; Metazoa; Arthropoda; Insecta; Diptera; Psychodidae
Product: fatty acid synthase-like
Exons: 7
Coding region: 53-7129 (2358 amino acids)
Biological process (GO): fatty acid biosynthetic process
Molecular function (GO): fatty acid synthase activity; oxidoreductase activity
Source: RefSeq, a predicted model, not a curated record
GCUCCAAAAUAGUGACCAAAGUGACUAGAAGUGCAAGUGUGACUGUGCAGAAAUGGUUAACGGCAGAGAACCAAAGGAUUUGUCCUGCAGGACUCAAGCCAACUGUCCUGAGGACGAGAUUGUGAUCUCUGGGAUAUCUGGACAGUUCCCUAAGUCUCCUAGCAUGCUGGAGUUCGCCAAGAAUCUCUACGCGAAGGCUGACUUGCUGGAUGAAAUGGAUCCGCAGUGGAAGGAAUCCUUCCCGGAACUUCCUGAGAAAUUUGGUUUAAACCGCAAUGUAACUUACUUUGAUGCUCCUUUCUUCGGUGUGCACUAUAAACAGGCACACUUGAUGGAUCCAUCUACACGAUAUAUCUUGGAGUGUUCAUAUGAAACCAUCAUCGAUGCUGGAAUCAAUCCUAUGACUCUGCGUGGCAGCAAUACAGGAGUCUUCAUUGGAUCAACUUUCUUGGACAUGGAUAAAAUAUUUUAUAAUGACAAAUUAGUCGGUGGAGGUUUUGCGAUAACUGGAUGCAACAGAGCCAUGAUGGCCAAUCGCGUAUCCUACAUUUUCGAUCUUCAAGGAAUCUCAGCUCACGUUGACUCCUUGUCCAAUGCCACGCUGAAUACACUGAAUGUGGCCUAUUCCGCGAUCAGAAACGGCCAGUGUGAAGCAGCCAUUGUGGGGGGAUCCAACGUCAUCCUGCAUCCUUUCGUGACUGCUCAGCUGGCGCAGAUGGGCGCUCUCUCCAAGGACGGCGUCACGCGGACCUUCGACGAGGGCAUCAGCGGCACGACCAACAGCGAGGCGAAUUGCUGCAUCUUCCUUCAGAAAGCCAAGCACGCGAAGCGCGUCUACGCGCGACUCGUACACUCCAAGUCGAGCCACUCGGGAUACAUAGACGAGGGCAUCACGACUCCUUCCGUGAAGAUGCAGGUGAAGCUGCUGGAGACCUUCUACCGCGAGAUUUCCCUGGAUCCGGCGGACGUGGCCUAUGUGGAGGCGCACUGCGAAGGACUGCUCAAGUACGACGCCGUCGAGGUGGCGGCGCUGGACGCGGUGAUGUGCAGGGCCAGGAAGACUCCGCUGAAGGUGGGCUGCGUCAAGUCCAACAUCGGCAACACGCAGCCCUGCGGCGGGAUCUGCGGCAUCGCGAAGGUGAUCAUCGGGAUGGAGAACGGCGCCAUUCCGCCCAACAUCAACUUCUCCAGGCCGCAUCCCGAGCUCAAGGCCUUGGUCGAGGGCCGGAUGCAGGUCGUGACGGAGGCCGAGGAGUUCAGAGGCCGGAACUUCGCCGCCGUGAACUCGGUCAGCUUCGCUGGCGGGAUCUCGCACGUUCUGCUGGAGAGCGUCGCCAAAGAGAAGCUGAACAACGGCCUGCCUGCCGACGAUCUUCCGCGGUUGAUCUCCUGGGCGGGUCGCACUGAGGAGGGCGUCCACGAGAUGUUCAAGUUCAUGGCCAGUCAUCCGCUCGACGCCGAAUUCGUGGGCCUCGUGCACGAGACGCAGACGGAAACGGUGUCCAACAACAUUUUCCGCGGCUUCGGAGUUUUCCAGAAGGACGCCGACGGCGGGAACGCUGUCGUUUUGGAACAGAGCGUCCAGCACUUUCCCGGGGUGAAACGGCCUGUCGUGUGGCUGUUCAGCGGGAUGGGAAGCCAGUGGCCGCAGAUGGGAAGCUCGCUCAUGAGCAUUCCCAUAUUCAGGCGAUCCGUCGAGCGCAGUCACGAAGUCCUGCUCGCGAAGGGCGUGGACCUCAUUGGGCUACUCACGUCAGACGACCCAGAGACCUUCGACAACAUCCUGAACUCCUUCGUCGGGAUCGCCGCCGUGCAGAUCGCCAUCGUCGACGUGUUGCGAGCUCUGCAGAUUCAGCCGGACAUCAUCAUCGGCCACUCUGUCGGGGAGUUGGGCUGCGCCUACGCCGACGGCUGCUUCACUGCGGAGGAAAUGAUCCUGUCGGCCUAUUCCAGAGGGAAGGUGAGCGUGGAGACCAAGAAGAUCUUCGGCUCCAUGGCGGCCGUUGGCCUGGGCUACAGCAGCGUCCGCAAAAUGCUGCCGCCGGACGUCGAAGUGGCGUGUCGGAACAGCUCCACAUCCUCGACCAUCUCCGGACCCGCCGCGUCGGUCGAGGCCUUCGUCGCCGACCUGAAGAACCAGGGCGUCUUCGCCAAGGAAGUCCCUUGCUCCAACAUCGCCUACCACUCGCGCUACAUCGCAGACAUGGGCCCGAAGCUGCUGGAGCUGCUGACCGAGGUCGUGCGGAAGCCGAAGAGGAGAUCGGCGAAGUGGCUGAGCACCAGCGUUCCGCAACCGAAGUGGGAAGAUGAGGAAAAUCAGCUCAGUUCGGCUCAGUACCACACCAACAAUCUCCUGAAUCCGGUGCUGUUCGAGGACACUUUCGCCAUGAUCCCCAACAACGCCUUGACCAUCGAGAUCGCUCCGCACGGACUGCUGCAGGCCAUCGUCAAGCGUUCCAAGGCUCAGGCUGUUCACAUUCCUCUGACUCAGCGCGGAAACAAGAACAACACGAACUUCUUCUUGGCCGCGCUCGGGAAAAUCUACAUGAACGGAAUCGACUUCCCCAUUCAGAAUCUCUAUCCGGCGAUCGAGUUCCCGGUAUCCAAAGGAACUCCCAUGAUUUCCCCUCACAUUCGAUGGGAUCACUCAACAGAGUGGUACAUCCCGUCCAUUAAUUAUGGAUAUGAAUUCAAGCCAGGCCGCCACACCAUGGAUAUUAAUCCAGAAUCUCAAGAGUACAAUUUUCUCUUAGACCACAUUAUUGAUGACAAGCUUUUGUAUCCCGUUUCUGGAUUUAUCCGCACUGUAUGGGAAACCUUUGCCCUCAGUAAAGAGAAAAAUUUCUACGAAAUGAGUGUGGAAUUUUCGCAAAUUAAAGUGCUACAACAUUUUGAUUUAACUAUUAAUAAACAUAGAGAAGUUGUGGUAGUAAUACAGCCUGGAACAGGAUAUUUUCAGGUCUGUGAAGAAAACUCAGCCAUUCUCUCAGGAAAUAUCAAGAUUCUAGAAGAAGAAUCAUCGGAAGAUUACCUCGUGGAAGAUUCCUCGUCGGAUUGCAUCGUCCUGAAGUCCAAGGACUUUUACACGGAGCUCUACCUUCGCGGCUACGAAUACAAAGGCGCCUUCCAGUCUGUCGCCGAAGCCAGGAGCGACGGAAGCGGAGGAAAAGUCAGGUUCGAGAACAAUUGGAUGGCUUUCCUGGACAGCUUCGUCCAGAUCUUCGCAUUCGGCCGCGACACCAGAGAUCUGAUGUUGCCCAAGUCCAUCCAGGCGAUCAGGAUCAGGCCUCAGGAAGUGCUGAGAGUGGCAGAAGAGAAUCGUGGUUUGCACCAGGUGAAAGUGUGCGCGGAACUCAAGACGAUCUCCUCACCAGGACUGGAAAUCGUGGACCUGAGGAUGAAAACCCUCAGGAAGAACCAGCCAACCGGAAAGCCUGUCUCGGAAUCCUUCAGGUUCAUUCCACAUCUUCCGGCGCCACAGCUUUCGAUCGCGAACGCAGCUCGCGUGUGUGUCCAGAGCCUCCUGGACAAUCACCGCUCGUCGAAGGUGAAGAUCGUGGAAGUGGAUUCGGUUGAGUCUUCCCACGAGAUUCUCCCGAACUUCCGUGAUGCCGUUGAAGACUUGCCCGGGAUUCGGGGAACGCUGAUCUUGCUCUCGUCUAAGAAGGCAACGCUGGAUGGAAUCCACGUGGAAGCUGGAGAGCUGAAUACUCAAAAGAACUGCGACAUCGUCAUCAAGAAGCAGUUCUUCCGCAACGGGACAUUUCCGGAGGGGUCCCUGGAGAGUCUCGCCGACGGUGGAUAUUUGAUCUCGCGUGAGGAAAAGUCAAUCGAGCUGAAGAGCGUCGCAACAUCUGCAGACCUGAGCCUUAUCUUCUUCCUGCCCGUGGAGAAUGAGACUCUGGUCGUGUUCAAGCGGUCAUCGAGGAAGAUUCUUCCCAGCACGAGUGUCUUCGAGGCCUCGCAGUUUUCAGUCAGCGAAGAGUGGCUGAAGAACGUCAAGGAAGCCGCGAAACUCGGCUCAGUGACUCUGAUGUCGAGCAAGGACUCGAAUCCCGGCAUCUCAGGCCUGGCGAAUUUAGUGCGCAAGAAGAUUCCCGGGCAGAGCAUCAACUUCUUUUCCGUUGAGGACAAGAAGUUCAGCGAUGCGAGCUUCCAGAACCAAGUGAAGCUGACUCUGGCUUCGAACGUCUUCCGCAACGGCCAAUGGGGAAGUUUCCGCUGGCUGAGGCUGUCAGAUAGGGCGCCGCUCGAGGCCUACACCGGGAAUUGCUUCGUGGAGUUCACUUCGCCGGAAAACGCUCUCGAGUGGAGAUCCGGAAGCGUCCUGGGGGCGACGCAAGGAAAUCUCGUGAACGUCAUGUUCUGCGGCCUGAAUCUGCGCGACAAGGAGAUCGUGUCCGGUGAGCUUCCUCUGGAGGAGACCGGGUUGUCGCGCCGCCAUUGCGCGUUGGCGCUGGGAUCGGAGUUCGCGGGCGUGGAUCAGGAAGGCCGGCGUGUGAUGGGCGUCGUUCCCCACGGCGCUCUGUCCAGCCAGGCUCUGGCCGACGACGCGUUCACGUUCCCAGUGCCGGAGCACUGGACUCUGGAGGAGGCGGCCACUGUGCCGAUGGCCUAUCUCACGGUCUACUGGGCUCUCUUCUUCAAGGCCAAUAUCCUGGCGCCGCUCAAGCACGGCAGAAGGAUUCUGAUCCACUGCGGAGCUGAUGAGCUGGGAAUCGCGGCGAUCAGAGUGUCUUUGGCCUACGGACUGGACGUUUUUACGACCGUUGACUCGAUUGAAAAGAAGGAGUUCCUUCUCAGCAUGUUCUCUGAACUGAAAGAGGAUCAAAUUGGAAGUACUACUGACCUCAGUUUUGAAAGAAUGGUUAAGGAAAAGUGUAAGCCAAGAGUUUGCAAUUACGUUUUCAAUACUCUCAAAGGUGCUCAGCUUGCAGCGUCUGCUCGUUGCCUUGAUCUAGGUGGAAAAUUCUUGCAAAUGGGAAAAUGGGAUAUGAUAGAGAACAAUGAUCUCGGAUUAUAUAUAUUCAUACAAGAGGUUGAAUUCCAAGCAGUUCAGAUUGAAGCUGUUUUCGGAGAAGAAUGUGAAAUGAGACAAGAUAUAAUUAAGCUCAUUCAAGCAGAUAUAAAGAAAGGAGUGAUUCAGCCAAUUCCAGCAACUGUAUUUAAUGCAAAUGACGUUAAUGAAGCUUUUGGCUAUUAUUCUAGCAAGGAACAUAUUGGAAAAGUAGUUUUGAGACUUCGAGAGCAUAAAACUGACAAGUCCACUCUUCCCAUUCCAAUUUCUCCUCGAUUUUCUGCUCAGGCAGAAAGUUCCUUCGUGAUCUUCGGUGGCCUGGAUGACUUCGGUUUGGAGUUUGUCGAUUGGCUGAUUGUCAGAGGGGCUCGAAAAGUCGUUCUGACGUCGCUCGGAAAAUCGCUUAGCGAUUAUCAACUGUACCGCAUGAGACUCUGGCAGAGUUACGGCGCUCAGGUCGUCCACAAGCUGGAGAGUCGCGGAUCCCGGUCGGAGUGCCUGGAACUGCUCGAUCUCGCCCGGAAACUGGGACCGAUUUCUGGCAUCUUCAGCGCCUCGCUGUGCAGCUCUUGGAACGGAGACGAGCUCUUCGAGGCCAGCGCAGCGGAAGUCAGUGUUUCUUCGGCGAAGAACUUCGAUGAGUUGUCCAGGAAGCUGUGUCCGAAUCUCGCCCAAUUUGUCGUCUUCUCGCGCAGAUGGCUGAACAGCGAGGAUGUGGAGCAAUGCCGAGCUGAACUGAGCAUCGCAAUGGCGGAGAAGAUCGUCCAGGAGAGAGCGGCUCAGGGAUUUCCGGGGAAAGUGAUUCACUUGGGAUCUCUUGAGGGCCAGAAGCCCGAGCAGGGAGUUCUGAGCCAGAAGAUCUUCUCUUGUCUGACCGAAGUUGAUAAGCUGAUGCUCAACAAUGAAAUCAUUGUGGCUCACAGAAUCCUGGAUAAAACCACGCCCAAGAAAUUCUGCGUCCUCAACACGAUCAAGGAAGCACUCAAGUUGAAGGAAAUUACUUCAUUAGAUGAAACUAUGAGGGAUUUAGCGCAUGAGAUCGACGAUGUACUCAAUCUGAAGAAGCAAAUAAGGAAGGAGUAUGAUAUAUCCCUUACCGUCUUUCAACUCCGAAGGAUGACAUCUCGAGAACUACUAGCCAUCGUCAAGGAGCGAGCACGAGAAAACGAAGGUGAAUUGAUCCUGACGAACGACAAGAAGCCGAAGGGACUGGAGAUGCUGUUGCAGUUCCUCAAAGACAGGAACUCGAGUGCGCAGCAGAAGAUCUGCAGAAUGCCGAGUCACGACAGGACGGCGAAGUACAAUUCCUGCGUUGUCCUCAUUCCGGGCCUCGUGGAUAUCCUGGACGUGGACUUGCGUGAGAUCAGCCUGAACAUCGCCUUGCCGGUGUUUUCCCUUCGCGUGACCGAAGACAUUGGGCUGUUGUCCGUCGCCGAUCUGGCCAGGAGUCUUUUGCCAGUCAUCAAGAGGGACGCUCUGAAGAUGUCGCAGAUGUUCUACCUGGUGGGCUACUCCUUCGGCGUCUUCCUCACGCUGGAGCUGGCCAGGUUGCUGGAGCAGGAGGGAAUGACUGGACAAGUGCUUCUGAUCGACGGCGCGCCGGAGUUCUUCAGGCUGCUGCUCGCGGAGCAGCUGGGCGAUAACUUCGCCGAGGAGGACGUCGAGGAGCUGAUCGUGGAGAACAUCCUGCGCGUCGUGUUCCCGGAGGAGAAUCCCCGGGAGGUGUGGGGCCAGCGCAAGGCGCGCAACUGGCGUGAGCGCGUGCAGCAGCUGGCGGAGGCGUGCAAGAAUCAGUUCGUGUACUCGGAGGAACACUUGAUGUACAUCGCGGAGCUCCUGCGCCGCCGCCUGCGCGGCGUGCGUGCGGGCAACGCCGAGAUGGUCGAUCCUGUGGAGUCCCCGAUCACGCUAGUGAGGCCCACGGACGUGUCCGUGGCGGACAUCGAACGCGAUUACGGAAUGGCGCAGUGGACAAAAGGCAAAUUCCACCUGAGGUUCAUUGACGGCGAUCACGCGUCGAUGCUGAGAAACAGAAGUCUUGCGCGCAUCAUCAAUGAAUUCGACCCGAGGCUGAAGGACAACAGGGAGUUUGAGGAUUACGUUGGAAUCUAAAGGGUGGUUUAGGGUUAAGGAAGUUUAAGGUAUCUGGGGUUUCUUAUUGGAUUAAAUUUUUUCUAUAUCUUCAAGCUCUUCAUUUUUAAACCGUGGCCCUUGCCUUGACUUCGUCUGUAUUCUUCUGACUUUGGUGUAAUAAUUUAUGUUGACUUUUUAUUUGAAAUUUGAAUAUGUGCUUUGAAAUUGCAUUUGCGAUUAGAGUUCACCGCCGAUUGUUAUGGUAUUGAGCUUGGUAAUGGUCAGUAUAUGAAUUCAAUGGACGAACAUAAAGUAUAAUGCAAUAUGAUAAAUUAUGAGGUUUGUUAUAAGGUCAAAGCAUUAAAGGGCUACAUUAUUUCCUUUGGAAUUUGAAUAUGGAAAAUCGUUGGCGAAGGAAGAGUAUAAAUUGCGAACUGCUGCACAGUUGCAGCCCAGAAGUUUUUCUUCAGUGCUCAAAUUGUGGAUUAAACGCCUAACAGUGCUCCAAAAUAGUGACCAAAGUGACUAGAAGUGCAAGUGUGACUGUGCAGAAAUGGUU